Messenger RNA from Hepatospora eriocheir, 2241 nucleotides. Lineage: Eukaryota; Fungi; Microsporidia; Hepatosporidae. The record is from the annotation of a GenBank genome assembly.
AUGCAGUUAUUAAAUAAACAAAUAAAUUUAAGGACAGAGAAGGUUAAAGCAUUAGAGACACUAGAAGGUUAUCCUUAUAUUGUAGCUGGUCUUUACAGUGGAGAUAUAUUAUUACUAACUAUAACAGAUACAUUAGAGAUAGUUAAGUCAGUUAGAAUAUCUGAUUGUCCAGUAAGAGCAGUGGCAAUUUCAAAUUCUAAGAAAUUUAUUUUAGCAGGAAAUGAUGAAGGAAAUGUAAUUAUACUAGAUUCUGAAUCAUUGCAGGUAAUUAAGAUAAUUAACGCUCAUAAAGACUUUAUAAGAUCAAUAACAAUAUCAGACUACAACUCUUGCUUUAUAACAUCAUCUGAUGAUUGUACUGUUAAAUUAUAUGAUUUAAAUAACUUUACAUGUAAACAACACUAUAAAGACUUAAAACACUAUGUUAUGGAUACAGCAUUUGAUAGAACUGAACCUGUAUUUUAUACUGCUUGUUUAGAUGGUAAGAUAAGAGUUUAUUCAAUUCAUAACAAUAAGAGAAUAGACACUUUGUACUGUAGAACUGUUGAUGUUGAAAAAUCAAAGGGAAUCAAAUCAGUUAUUAAAAACAUUUCAAAGAAGAAAAUAACAACCAACUUCAAAUCUUUCAAUAAUUUAAGUGGGUUGAAUUCUGUUAAGUUUAUUUCUGAUGAAUGUUUUGCUACUGUUAAUGAUGAUGGUUUUUUAACUAUUUAUGAUAAGAAUAGAAAAUCAGUUGUUAUGGCUAAUAAACUAUUCAAUCAUCAGGGUAAUAAAGUAAAGUCUUUUAAAUAUGAGAAUGAGGAGUUAUUUGGUGCAGUUUCAUGUGAUGGUAAUUGUUAUAUUUUUAAGGAUUAUGAUAAUGUAAUUGGGUCUAUUGAAACUACCUGUAAAAUUUGGGAUCUUUGUUUCUAUAAAAAUCACAUUCUUAUUGGAACUGAUUUUGAAAUAAUUGCUAAUCAAAUAUCAGUUGAUACUAAGUUAGUUAGAAUGUCUAAUGAUAGAAUAUUUACUUUGAGUAAUUCUAGUAUUUAUAUGCAAAAGGUAGAGGAUAUGAUUGAGAAAGAUUUAGGUACUUUAUCAAAUAUUAAAGAUAUUAUACCUUCCCAAAAUGGAAAAUUUUUAGGAGUGAUUUUUAAUGAUAAUGUAUGUAAUAUUGGUGUUUAUUCAAUAUUGGGAUUGAGAAAGAAAUUAUUUGUAAACAAUGCUUAUGAUAUUAAGUUUGAUAAGAAGGGUUGUGUUUACAUCCAUAAAAAAGACCAUAUUAUCAAAUAUGAUGAGAGAUUUAAUGAAAUUUAUAUGAAAAAGAUUAAAAGUAAUGAAAGUAUGUUGUUUAUUAGUGAAAAUAAGAUUUUAUUAAAAACUAAGACUGGUAUUGAGUUAAUUGAAAAUAAUGAGGAUGGUAAGAAAAUACUUGAAAUUAAUGAGAGUGGUGUUAAAAGUGGUGUAGUUUUAAAUGAGAAUAUAAUUUUAUUUACUAAAAAUGGAAUUAUAGUUUAUAAAGAUAAUAAGAAAGUAGAUGAUAAUUCUAUCAAUGAUGAAGUAACUGAUUAUUUAGUUUAUGAUAAUACUCUUGUUGUUUUAGCUAAUUAUUCUUUAUAUUUCUUAUUGAUAGGAAAAGAAAAAAUUAUUAAGUUCCCAAUUAGGAAAGUAAAUAUUAGUGUUAGUGGUAAAUUGUUAGGAGCAUAUAAUAAUGAAAUAUUUUACUUAGAAAGAAAAAUUGACAGAAUAGAAAUUGAUAAAGAGUAUUUAGAUUGGCAAUGUGAAGUACUUAAUGGUAAUUUACCUUUAGUAAAGGACUCAUUUAGACAUAAAGCCAUCAGUUUCUAUGAAAGUCAAGGCAUGUAUGAAGAAUCUUUAAAACUUUGUGUAAAUGAUAAUCAAAAGUUUGAAAUUUUAGUUAAAUUAGGUGAUUUUAAUAAAGCAGAAGAACUAGCUAAUUCAGAAGUUAAAUUCAAUAGGUUGGGUAAAGCUUAUUUAGAAGAAUUUAAAAAAACUAAAGAAGUUAAAUAUUUAACGAAAAGUAGUGAUUGUUUCUAUAAAAGCAAUGAUUUUACUUCUUUAGUGUUAACAGAUAGUUUUAGUAAUAAAAAAUAUCUUAAAGAGGUUGGAAAACAAGCCAAACAACAAGGUCAAUUUAAUCUUUCAUUCAUGGCUUAUUAUAAGAAUAAAGAUUAUAAAAUAUGCUCAGAAUUAUUAAAAGAUACAAUUUAUUAUGAAUUGUUUAGAAAAAAUUAUCAAUAA